CAAAAAAUAUCCUUCAUAUUGGACAUCGACUCAAACUCAGCCUAUAUUUUCUCCUUCCUUCUUUUCCUUACAUCAUUAAUGAAACUUGGUAACUGAAAAAGAGAGAGAGAGAAAAAAAAAAAACUAAGCACGCAAUUUUGGCCCCAGAAAACAUGGAAGUUUUAUGUUCUUCCUCUCUACCGAUACACUCACGUUGCCUAUUUUCCCAUCCUUCAUCACCUCCACGUUUGCCCUUCCAGUUCCACCCAAAUAACAAUAAUUCAAUUUCUUCUUCGAAUUCUUCUUGUUUUGGCCUCUCAAUCUCGCGUUACAAUAACUUUGUUCGCGUUAAACACUCCCAUUCUCGUAAAAGAAGAAAACCCCUUCAUAUUUCUGCAGUUUUCGAGCGUUUCACAGAACGAGCAAUUAAAGCCGUGAUCCUUUCUCAGAGAGAAGCCAAAUCUCUAGGCAAAGACAUGGUUUUUACCCAGCAUCUUUUGCUGGGAUUGAUUGGUGAAGAUCGCGACCCCAAUGGUUUUUUGGGGUCGGGCAUAAAAAUUGAUAAGGCUCGUGAGGCUGUUCGUAGCAUUUGGCAAAGUAGUAAUCCUGAUUCGGGUGAGGAUACGGGUUCUGGGUCGGGUAAACAAGAAGGGUCUAUUGUUUCUUCAACGGAUGUGCCGUUUUCGAUUAGCACGAAACGGGUUUUUGAGGCUGCUGUGGAGUAUUCGAGAACUAUGGGGUAUAAUUUUAUUGCACCUGAACAUAUUGCUAUUGGCCUGCUUACUGUUGAUGAUGGAAGUGCUGGUCGGGUCCUUAAAAGAUUGGGAGCAGAUCUGAAUCAUUUGGCAGAUGCAGCAGUCACCAGACUGCAAGGGGAGCUUGCAAAAGAUGGUAGUGAACCUUCAGUGCCAUCAAAAAGGAUGCGUGAAAAAUCUCUUUCUGGUAAUGCCACUGUUUUGAGAUCCACUAACAAGGCAAGAGGGAACAGUGCUUUGGCACAAUUCUGCGUGGAUCUUACAGCUCGUGCAAUUGAAGGACUCAUUGAUCCUGUUAUUGGCAGAGAGACUGAAGUUCAAAGAGUUGUUCAGAUACUUUGUCGCAGGACCAAGAAUAACCCUAUUCUUCUGGGUGAAAGUGGGGUUGGAAAAACAGCCAUUGCUGAAGGACUUGCAAUUAGUAUUGCAGAGGCAGAAACUCCUUCAUUUCUCUUGAAUAAAAAAAUAAUGUCCUUGGACAUAGGACUAUUGAUGGCUGGUGCGAAGGAGAGGGGAGAAUUAGAGGCACGUGUUACUGCUCUACUAAGUGAGACAAUAAAAUCAGGUGAUGUCAUUCUUUUUAUUGAUGAAGUCCACACACUUAUUGGAUCUGGUACAGUUGGCCGAGGAAACAAGGGAUCUGGUCUUGACAUUGCCAAUCUAUUGAAGCCUGCACUUGGGAGGGGUGAAUUACAGGCCUUGCUAUUAUUUUGCCUGCAGUGUAUCGCAUCAACGACUAUAGGGGAAUAUAGGACCCAAUUUGAAAAGGAUAAAGCAUUAGCACGAAGAUUCCAGCCAGUGUGGAUUAAUGAGCCAAGCCAGGAGGAUGCAGUUAGGAUACUGCUUGGCUUGCGUGAGAAAUACGAGUUCCAUCACCACUGCAGAUACACUCUGGAAGCAAUAAAUGCUGCUGUAUACCUGUCAGCAAGAUACAUUCCUGACAGGUAUCUUCCGGAUAAAGCAAUUGAUCUCAUUGAUGAGGCUGGAAGUAGAGCUCGUAUUGAGGCAUUUAAGAGGAAAAGAGAGCAAGAAACUGGUAUUCUCUCAAAAGCACCAAAUGAUUAUUGGCAAGAGAUCAGAACUGUUCAAGCCAUGCAUGAAGUGGUUAUGGCCAAUAGGUUGAAACAUGAUGAUGGCGCUUCCAAUGAGGAUGAUUCUAGUGAACUCCUUUUAGAAUUCCCUUUGCCUCCCACUUCAGAUGAUGAUGAACCUAUAAUGGUGGGACCUGAAGAAAUUGCAGCCAUUGCUUCAGUUUGGUCAGGGAUCCCAGUGCAGCAGAUCACUGCAGACGAAAGAGUGCUUCUACUAGGUCUUGAUGAGCAGCUUAAGAAAAGAGUUAUUGGUCAGGAUGAGGCUGUUGCUGCCAUUUCUCGAGCUGUUAAGAGAUCCCGGGUUGGCCUGAAGGAUCCUGAUAGACCAAUUGCUGCAAUGAUCUUCUGUGGUCCAACUGGGGUUGGCAAAACUGAAUUAACUAAAGCUUUAGCAGCGUGCUAUUUUGGGUCGGAGGAUGCCAUGCUUAGAUUGGACAUGAGUGAAUAUAUGGAGCGGCAUACAGUGAGUAAAUUAAUAGGAUCACCCCCAGGUUAUGUAGGUUAUGAAGAGGGUGGUAUGCUUACAGAAGCUAUUAGGAGACGACCAUUCACAUUGGUAUUGCUUGAUGAAAUAGAGAAAGCUCAUCCAGAUAUAUUCAAUAUCCUUCUCCAAUUGUUUGAAGAUGGCCACCUUACAGAUUCUCAGGGUCGAAGAGUAUCUUUCAAGAAUGCUUUGGUGGUGAUGACUUCCAAUGUGGGUUCUUCUGCCAUAGCAAAGGGUAGACGUGGCUCCAUUGGUUUCUUGCUUGAGGAUGACAAAUCAACUUCAUACACCGGAAUGAAGGCUCUGGUAAUGGAAGAACUGAAGGCAUAUUUUCGUCCGGAGUUACUCAACAGGAUUGAUGAAGUAGUUGUAUUUCGGUCUCUUGAGAAAGCUCAGAUGCUUGAGAUUGUAAAUCUGAUGUUGCAAGAGGUGAAGGCAAGGAUCAUGUCUCUUGGAAUUGGUUUGGAGGUGUCUGAGUCAAUCAAGGAUCUAAUCUGUGAACAAGGCUAUGACCAGACCUUUGGUGCACGGCCCCUUAGGAGGGCAGUUACCUCAAUAGUUGAAGAUCCCUUGAGUGAAGCACUCCUGGCCGGAGAUUACAGACCCGGUGAAACGGCUGUGAUUGAUCUGGAUGCUUCAGGAAACCCCAUUGUUACUAUUCAAUCAGAUCGGAACAUCAGCUUGUCUGAUACCGCAUCCAUCUUCUAGUUGCUUAUUCCAGUAGUAUAUAAUUUCACGAUGUAACCUUAUACGUGUAAAUAGUAUAGGAAUUAUCUUUUUGGUAGUUUAGGGUAACAUUAAUUUAUUCAAUUGUAUAUAAGUAAAGCUUUGAAGUUAAUUCGGCAAACUGUUGUUUCAAAGUUCAAACAAUACCAGUGUGGUAUUUCAUUUUCCCCCUCUCCCAUGGUGAAUUUCUUCAA
Messenger RNA from Theobroma umbraticum, 3229 nucleotides. RefSeq names its product Clp ATPase (gene ERD1). Gene Ontology annotation, cellular component: cytoplasm. Gene Ontology annotation, biological process: cellular response to heat. The record is from RefSeq and is a predicted model, not a curated record. Lineage: Eukaryota; Viridiplantae; Streptophyta; Magnoliopsida; Malvales; Malvaceae. Gene Ontology annotation, molecular function: ATP binding; ATP hydrolysis activity.